Messenger RNA from Vicia faba (fava bean), 834 nucleotides. The record is from the annotation of a GenBank genome assembly. NCBI's taxonomy places the organism in Eukaryota, Viridiplantae, Streptophyta, Magnoliopsida, Fabales, Fabaceae.
AUGGCUAAUGCAGAAGAAGUUUCAGCUCUUAAAAGCAUCAAAUUGCAUCUCCUUGGUGAAUUUUCACCACUUCCAUCUCCAAUUUCACAACCUUGGAGUUUAGAUUUUGAUUUUCAGUUUCAAACCAACUCUUCCACUUUUGACUCAUCGAUAUUUUUAGAUCGAUAUUUCAACAAUUUUCUCGAAAAAGAAUCACAUAUUCCAAUCUUUGAAUUUGACUCCAAUACUCAAGCAACUGAACCUGCUAGUCCUGAAGCUCUAAUUUCUCACCCUCAAACAACAACAGUAGAGAAGAAGCCUCAACUGAAUCGUAAACCGUCGCUGAAAAUUGCUCUUCCAAAUAAAACCGAAUGGAUCCAAUUCGGAAACCCGGAGGUGGCUGUACAAAAACCGGAAGUUGUUGAGAAACAGCACUACAGAGGAGUUAGACAGAGACCAUGGGGAAAGUUCGCCGCCGAGAUCCGCGACCCUAACAAACGUGGCUCAAGAGUUUGGCUUGGAACUUUCGAAACGGCUAUCGAAGCCGCUAAAGCCUACGACCGCGCCGCUUUUAGGCUUCGUGGAUCCAAAGCGAUUCUCAACUUCCCAUUGGAAGUCAACGCCAUGGCGGCGGAGGCGGCGGAGAACUCCGGCGAUAACAAAAAACGUUGCCGUGAAGAGGAAGAUGUAGUGGUGGUGAAAAAGGAGAAAACAGAGGAAUUUGAUGUCAACUGUAUUAAAGAUCUGCCGUUAACGCCGUCAGCUUGGACUGGGUUUUGGGAUGGUGAUUUUAAGGGGGUUCCACCGUUGUCGCCGCUAUCUUCCUUUUGUUUUUCACCUUUAGUGGCUGUGUGA